This is a messenger RNA of Sporothrix schenckii 1099-18, 267 nucleotides long. RefSeq lists its product as uncharacterized. The record is from RefSeq and is a predicted model, not a curated record. NCBI's taxonomy places the organism in Eukaryota, Fungi, Ascomycota, Sordariomycetes, Ophiostomatales, Ophiostomataceae. The transcript has a single exon. Bases 1 to 267 code for a protein of 88 amino acids.
AUGGCACGGGUAGUGACGCAGCCAACGAGAAGUGAGACGGCGGGGCGCAAAGCAGAAAGCGGUGCACGAGUUAGGACACACACACCAAAAAAAGACGAAAGAAAGAAAGAGCGAGACAGCAGAUGCAACGGUAUCAUAACACUCAAAACCGUAACACGCGAAGAGGUGACAAAACACGACCUGAGGAUUCUCAGAGUGACACGACAAAAGGCCGAACGGACAAAAGACGAAACGGCGACAGGGCAAGACAAACCGUACACGACGUAA